Molecule: messenger RNA, 1978 nt
Organism: Rhopilema esculentum
Lineage: Eukaryota; Metazoa; Cnidaria; Scyphozoa; Rhizostomeae; Rhizostomatidae
Source: RefSeq, a predicted model, not a curated record
GCCCCCCUUCUCCAAGGCACCCUUUAAAUCCCUUUGUUUGCUAUACAAAAUCUUUCUUCAAAAUCUGCUGUGCAAAAUCUGCUGAUUGUUAUAAACGGUUGCAAUGGACAUUCUUUUUAUAGCGAAGGGAAGAGAGUGGGUAUUUAGGGACAAAAAACCUAAGAUCAUACUAAACUUUCCCAGGGAAAACUACGCUGGACAACCCAUUGAAAUAUGAUAAACCCAGUGAUAAAUCUUCUGGAUUCGCGCCUGGCAAGAAUGAAAAGCAGAGUUUACAGUUUAAGUUGCCUUAGAAACCAAAAUAUAAUUCAUGCUUCAGGACAGCAGGUGAGAAACUCAAUAACGAAAAAUUCAGAUAAAUUUUGAUGAUUGAUUAGUUUUGUGUAGCAAAACUCAAUUCAAUUUACUUCAAAAACAACAGCACCACUAUAUCUGUAUUGAUACCUGCAGUUUGAAUAACCGUUUGAAACUGUUAGGAUGCAGGGCUGAGGUCUUAAUUUACCAUUUGAAAGAUGUGGCUGAAGACUUUGUACCAAGCGAUUUUAUUCUACAAUUUUAUUGCAACAAAUGGAUCAAUCAGAAGAAACAUUUUUCAACGGACUGGACUGUUCAACUUGUACAUGGAAAACACCAGACUCAACAUUGGUCCGAUUUCUAAAAAUAAAUCUCCUACUUUGUUGUAUUGUAUACAAUUUUGCCUUGCAAUCGAAAGUUGUAAAAGCAUCAACUACAAAGCUUCUACGAUGGAAUGUGAAAUUUUGUCUGCAAAUGCUUUGGAAAGCAGAACAGAUUUGUUUGAAGAUAAAGCUGGUUGGGAUCAUUACGAGUCCUUGCAAGAGGGAAGAUGUGAGGCAUACGAUAAAGAGCAGUUGUGUGAUGCAGAACAAGUUUGUGAACAAGAUUUAACAUCACUUGGUGGAUACAAAUGCAAAAAUUUAGAAAACAUUGCGUCGGGAAAAGUGGCCAGCCAGUCAAGCACCUGUUAUGAAGGGGCGGCAAGCAGAGCUGUGGAUGGUAAUGACCAAACAAACUACGAUUUGUUUUCUUGUAGCCAUACAUGUAGUAUUGCUCCAGACUGGUGGAGGGUUGAUUUCGGUGGAAGCGCCUUCGUCCAUUCAGUGAAAAUUACAAACAGAGGUGAUUGCUGUGGAUAUCGUCUCUCAAACUUCAACAUUGUAGUUGGCAACAGUAUUGAAGGCAAUGGCGGCAGCAAUACAGUGUGUGCAGCUAGUCAAAGUGUCCCACAAGGUGGCACAAAACUGUUUCCAUGCCGUCCCAGGCUUCAUGGCAGAUACUUGUAUAUACAACAAAACAAAGCGGAGCCAUUAACACUGUGUGAAGUGAGGGUAUUUGGCGAAUUUUUCGGAUGAAACUAGUUGUCUAAUGAACAAGAAAAUGACAAGAAGUAAGGCAAUAAGAAGCACGUCUGCUUAUCGCACAGUAAAGGAUCGAAAAAGUGAGGCUUCUCAAUUGCCAAAAAUGUAUUUCAAAAAACCAACACACCGAUACCAAUAAAUCAAAAAACCAUUCUGCCAUAAUUUAAAAACAUGAAACUAUAUUUCCAUGUCUUUUUAAUGCAAAGCAUCCUCAAAAGUUUAAUAACGAGAUGAAAAUAAGAACAAAAAUUUCCAAAGAGUAGGAGCUCAAAAUACUGUGGCAUUUGCGUUCGAUUACGUUAAUUCACAAUACUCUUCUUACACUAAUCCAUCCUAGAUUGCUAAAACUCCCUACAACCGAUUAAUGAUUCUCAUCAACAUGAAAUCAUGAAAUCAAGUUUAAACACAAUCAAAGCGGGAAGCGGGAAGAAAAAGGUUUAAACAUGAAUGUGAAUCUAAAUACCCAGACUGCUGCAAACGUUUUCAGUAGCAAAUAAAGAUUAAAUUAAAAUGAAUAAUCAAGAAGAAAAAACAUUGCAAAAUGGUUGAUGUGGAAUUCGUGGUGUAAGCACAAUGUUACUUAACGGGUCACAUAUAAAUAU